Molecule: messenger RNA, 3192 nt
Organism: Penicillium canariense
Lineage: Eukaryota; Fungi; Ascomycota; Eurotiomycetes; Eurotiales; Aspergillaceae
Product: ribosome biosynthesis protein KRE33
Exons: 2
Coding region: 1-3192 (1063 amino acids)
Biological process (GO): rRNA acetylation involved in maturation of SSU-rRNA
Cellular component (GO): nucleolus; 90S preribosome
Molecular function (GO): ATP binding; 18S rRNA cytidine N-acetyltransferase activity; tRNA binding
Source: RefSeq, a predicted model, not a curated record
AUGCCGCGCAAAGCGAUUGACUCGCGCAUCCCUGCCCUCAUCCGAAAUGGCGUGCAGGAGAAGAAGCGUAGCUUCUUCGUCGUGGUUGGAGACCGAGCGAAGGAUGUGAUCGUGCAUCUCCACUACAUCAUGUCCAGCGUCGAUGUGAAGCAGAACAAGUCGGUCCUGUGGGCGUACAAGAAGGAUUUGCUGGGCUUCACGAGUCACCGGAAGAAGCGCGAAAACAAGAUCAAGAAGGAGGUCAAGUACGGCAUUCGCGAACCGAACCAGGAGGAUCCCUUCGAGCUCUUCAUCACACUCAACCAGAUCCGCUAUGUGUACUACAAGGAGACGGAAAAAAUUCUGGGUAACACCUACGGGAUGUGUAUCUUGCAGGACUUCGAGGCUAUGACCCCGAACUUGCUGGCACGCACUGUUGAAACCGUCGAGGGAGGUGGUAUGGUGUUGCUACUGCUGAAGAGCAUGAACAGCUUGAAGCAGUUGUACACCCUGUCCAUGGACAUCCACUCCCGUUACCGGACAGAGGCGCAUGAUGAUGUGGUGGCCCGCUUCAACGAGCGCUUUAUUCUCUCUCUGGGAAGCUGUGAAUCCUGCCUGGUGGUUGACGAUGAACUGAAUGUCCUGCCCAUCUCCGGCGGCAAGAAUGUCAAGCCCCUCCCUCCCCUCGAAUCCACCGACGAAUCCAGUUCAGGGCCCAAGAAGGAGUUGAAGCAAAUCAAGGAGAGUUUGGCAGAGUCACAGCCGGUUGGGCCGCUCUUGAACUUGGCUCGUACUGUGGAUCAGGCAAAGGCUCUUUUGACCUUUGUUGACGCAAUUGCUGAGAAGACGCUGAAGAGCACUGUUACACUUACUGCCGCCCGUGGUCGUGGAAAAUCCGCUGCCCUCGGUGUUGCAAUCGCCGCCGCUAUUGCCCAUGGUUACAGCAAUAUCUUCAUCACCUCCCCUAGCCCUGAGAACUUGAAGACGCUCUUCGAAUUUGUGUUCAAGGGCUUUGAUGCUCUGGGCUACUUGGACCACGUCGACUACACUAUCUUGCAAUCGACUAACCCGGAUUUCAACAAGGCUAUCGUGCGUGUUAACAUCCACCGCAACCACCGUCAAACUAUCCAGUACAUUCAACCGCAGGAUGCGCAUGUCCUGGGACAAGCAGAGCUAUUGGUUAUUGACGAGGCGGCCGCUAUCCCUCUGCCACUUGUGCGCAAGCUGAUGGGCCCUUACCUGGUGUUCAUGGCCUCGACCAUCAACGGUUACGAGGGAACUGGUCGGUCUCUUUCCUUGAAGCUGAUCCAGCAGCUUCGGGAGCAGGCGCGCGGUGGUGUCAAGACUGCCGACGCCGAUGUUGCUGACCGCAGCACCGGCAAGAUCUCCAAGAGCACAGACAAGAACCUCGGCGGUCGGUCACUGCGUGAAAUUACUCUUGCUGAGCCCAUCCGUUACGCCCCCGGCGACGCCGUUGAGAAGUGGCUGAAUAAGGUCCUGUGUCUCGAUGCAACCCUUCCCAAGUCGCGCAUGAACACUCAGGGAUGCCCCCACCCGUCGCAGUGCCAGCUGCUCCAGGUCAAUCGUGACACGCUUUUCUCUUUCCACCCGGUCUCCGAGAAGUUCUUGCAGCAGAUGAUGGCUUUGUAUGUUGCCAGUCACUACAAGAACACGCCUAAUGACCUUCAGCUCAUGAGUGAUGCCCCCGCCCACCAACUCUACGUGCUUGUUCCCCCCAUUGAUGAAGAAGCUACCAAGCUUCCAGAGCCACUUUGCGUUAUUCAAGUCGCUCUCGAAGGCCGGAUCAGCAGACAGAGUGUUCUGAACAGCCUAAGCCGCGGCCAGCGUGCUGGUGGCGAUCUGAUCCCCUGGCUGGUGUCCCAGCAGUUCCAGGAUGAGGACUUCGCGGGUCUCUCUGGUGCUCGUGUCGUCCGUAUCGCCACCAACCCCGAAUACGUUGGCAUGGGUUAUGGUUCUCGUGCCCUUGAACUUCUUACCGACUUCUACGAGGGCAAGUUCACCAGCCUCGACGAGAAGAUGGCUGAACCGCAGGAGGAGAUGGUCCGCGUCACCGACGAGGAGCUCGCUAACUCGAGCCUGCUCGAUGACAACGUCCAAGUUCGGGAUAUCCGCUCCAUGCCACCGCUCUUCGGUAAGCUGACCGAGCGUCGUCCUGAUUCUCUGGACUAUCUCGGUGUCAGUUACGGCCUCACCCCGACGCUGCACAAGUUCUGGAAACGCUCUUCCUUCCACCCGGUUUACCUGCGCCAGACUCCUAAUGAUCUGACCGGCGAGCACUCGUGCGUCAUGCUGCGCACUCUGAGUACCGGCACCAAUGAUGCCAGCUGGUUGGGCGCUUUCUCUCGGGACUUCCACCGCCGAUUCCUCGCCUUGCUUUCUUAUCAAUUCCGUCAAUUCCCCUCAGUUCUCUCCCUGAGCAUCUGCGAGUCCGCCACUUCUGGCGCCAAGCUUGACUCCUCCGCCGUGCUGCGCACUCUGAAUAAGGGUGACCUUGAUGCUGCCUUCUCGCCGUUCGACCUGAAGCGUCUGGACAGCUAUGCGAACAACCUCCUCGACCACCACGUCAUCCUGGACAUGGUCCCCGCUAUUUCCGAGUACUACUUCUCCAACCGCCUGGGCGGUAAGGUCAGCCUUUCCGGCGUACAGCAGUCGAUUCUCCUGGCCAUUGGUCUGCAGCGUAAGAGCAUGGACGAUCUGGAGAAGGAGCUGAACCUUCCUUCGUCCCAGCUUCUUGCCAUGUUCCUCAAGAUCAUGCGCAAGAUGUCGACUCACUUCCGCGGCCUGAUUGAGGGUGCUGUUGCAGACACCAUGCCUGCAGAGCAAAUUCGCCCCUCUGCUUCCGCCGGUGGUGCCCAUGACGAUGAUGUGAUCGAGGACCGAUUCAAGCCUUUGGAGACCGGUUUGGAAGAUGAACUCCGUGAGGGUGGCGAAGUAAUCAACGCGGAGUUGCGCGAGAAGCAGCGUGCAUUGAUUGACGCUCUUCCGCUGGACAAAUACGAAAUUGACCACGGUACUGCGUCUUGGGAGGAUGCUGAGAAGCAGAUCCGUGCCGGCGGUGCUGCCACUGUUAGCGUGAAGUCGAAGCAGUCGAAACGGAAGAAGGGUGAGACGGCGCGGGAUAUCUUCGACAAGGAAGUCGACUCCAAGCGUCAAAAGAUGAUCAAGAAGGGCACCGAGGGCCGCAAAAAAUAA